AUGACAGAAAAGACUCGCACAAGCUUCAAGCCUUCUUCUUCCUCUUCUACGGGAGGGCGAUCAAAUAAUAUCGAUAAAAGAAUCUCAUACUCAUCUGCCGCUAUAAAAGACUUAACAAAUAUUGGGUCUUUGUCUCUACAAUUACAAGAAUAUGCCAUAAUAGAAGACUUAUUAUUUGUUAUGAUGGGGAUCGAAGGCAAAUAUAUAUACGUGAGUCGUUCAAGUAAUAUGUCAAGUGAUAAAGAAAAUAGAAUCAAGGGUGUUGAAUAUGUAGUAGAUAAGUCUUUGGACAUCUCUUUAAAAGAAUUAACUGAGCGGAUUAUACCACUUGCAACAUAUUACACUUCAAUUGAUGCAUUUAUAGAAAUGUAUUCAGCUUUUGAGUAUGGAUUUGUCAACCAUGCAUUAUGUGCUGCUAUCAAAGGAUUAUUAAAGGAAUAUUUAAUACUUAUCACGCAAUUAGAGCAUCAAUUUCGAACAUCGCCCUCAUUUACCCUUCAGAAAUUCUGGUUUCACGUGCAUCCCACUUUGCACACAAUGUCCAAUAUACAUUCAUUGGUGAUGGAGAUUCAUGAAGUCGGACAAGAAGCAUUGGAAUCAGAAGAUGAUGAAAUGUUAAUUCUAGAAGAAUUUGCAAAAAAGAGCGCAAUACCGGAACAAGUGAAAGGUGGUGGAAUCCUUGGUAUUUUGGCGGAGCGACUGACUACCAUGAGUGGAGAUCCAGGCACAAAAAAGCUCUACAUUUAUUUAUUGUCUAAAGCAUCACAACCCUAUGUAUCAAUGCUACACACUUGGAUACACCACGGGGAAAUCCAAGAUCCCUAUGAGGAGUUUAUGAUACAGGAACGGAAAAAUGUCAGAAAAGAGAAUCUCAAGGAAGAUUUUAAUGAUUCUUACUGGGAACAAAGAUACACACCACGAGAAGGUACAAUACCACCUUUCUUGACGCCAUUCAAGAAUAAGAUAUUGUUGGCUGGUAAAUACUUGAAUGUCAUUAGGGAAUGUGGGAUUCCCAUUGAAGAGCCGAAGAAAGAAAAUGAUGAUGAGAAUAAUGAAAAGUCAACAUCUGUCGAUAAAACAGAUGUCAAUGUGAAUAGUGAUGUUUUGUUGGCGAUGGAUGGCGGAAAGCUUGUAGAGAGCAUUGAGAUAGCGUAUAAACGUGCUAAUCGUACUUUAUUGGAUCAACUGUUAAAAGGUCAACAGCUUCUUGCUCGAUUAAGAUCUAUCAAACGAUAUUUCUUCCUUGACCAAUCCGAUUUUUUCACUCAUUUCCUGGACCUUGCUUCCACUGAGCUCAAAAAACCUUCCAGUCAAGUAUCUUUGACAAAACUGCAAUCAUUACUUGAUUUAGUUCUACGCAAUCCAUCUUCAGUAGCGUACGCAGAUCCAUUUAAGGAAGACGUAAAGGUGGAAAUGAGUUCAGUAGGAUUAGUAGAUCAGUUGCUCCGAAUCAUUAAUGUUGCCGGAAUGGCUGAACCACUUCCUACUUCGACCUUUAGUCGCGGCCCACGCGAAACUUUCAAUAUACGCAAGGAAAGUGGCCGAAUUGGCGAGGAAAUAGAUGGCGAUGGAUAUGAGGAUGCAGAUCGAUUAGGUUAUGCUCCUAGUCUGGCUGGUAGUGUGGCUAGCAGUUUGGCUGGAAGCAUUACUGGCAGUAGUAAUAGUGGCGGGGGUAAACAAGCUUUGACUGGGAUUGAAGCUUUAUCAUUGGACUACACAGUCACUUUUCCACUUUCGUUGGUUAUAUCACGCAAAGCACUUACAAAAUAUCAGCUGCUUUUCCGACAUAUACUCUACCUGAAGCACGUAGAACAAAUCCUAUGCAGCAUUUGGACAGAGCAUUUCAAGUCUUACCAUUGGCGUGAAAGUAGCGGUCAUCUGGGCAUCGAAGCAUGGAAGAAUCGACUGUAUGUCCUAAGGCAGCGCAUGCUUGUAUUUAUCCAGCAAUUUGCUUACUAUGUCACUAACGAAGUAUUGGAACCGCAAUGGCGCACGUUGGAAGCUAAUUUUGCAAAAGUAUCCACUGUAGACCAGGUACUCGAAUACCAUACCGAUUUUUUAGAUACAUGUCUUAAAGAAUGUAUGUUGACAAAUGCGAAACUAUUACGAAUCUACUCAAAACUAGUCUACGUUUGUGUCUUAUUCGCAAACUAUACGGAUAAAUUCACGAAAAGUCUAAUAAGCCUCAAGAAUCAGCUAGCAGGAAUAAAUUCAAACACCGGCGGUAAUAAUAAUACUAGUACAGUCUCAUCACCCUCAUUGCAAACAACCAUUGAACAACAAGAGCGAACGCUAUCUAAAUUUGAAGAUAAUUUUGUAUAUCACGUCAGAUUGCUGAUUGACGCGUUGAAUUUCUACUCAGCCACAGAAACUGUUCAGUUUUUGUGUUUGGUGGUUCGACUUGAUUAUAACCAACAUUAUAGCCAAAAUAGUGUGGGUAGUGCAAAGAUUCAUUAA
Messenger RNA from Ambispora leptoticha, 2457 nucleotides. The record is from the annotation of a GenBank genome assembly. Lineage: Eukaryota; Fungi; Glomeromycota; Glomeromycetes; Archaeosporales; Ambisporaceae.